Messenger RNA from Durio zibethinus, 2741 nucleotides. Its product is annotated as TOM1-like protein 9. Gene Ontology annotation, biological process: protein transport to vacuole involved in ubiquitin-dependent protein catabolic process via the multivesicular body sorting pathway. Lineage: Eukaryota; Viridiplantae; Streptophyta; Magnoliopsida; Malvales; Malvaceae. The record is from RefSeq and is a predicted model, not a curated record. Gene Ontology annotation, molecular function: phosphatidylinositol binding; ubiquitin binding.
AAAAAACAAAAAAAUUUUUCUCAACGGAAUGAUAAAAAACUAUUUGAUUUCAUCUCAUAGAGAGAGAAAAGAUGAGAGAAACGAGGAGGGAAAGAGAGAUGCAGAGAGAGAGAACUGCUGCCGAUUUUUGGACUGUACGAUUUAUUUGAUAAAGAGAGAGUGUUUCGGAGGAGUCUCCUGAUUUCCUGCAGUUCGUUGCGAUCUCGCUGGACGGUGACCGGAAUUGGAUUGAUCUUUUUUUCUUUUUGCGUGUGCGAAUUGCUCUUUUGUGAACGAAGAUGGUGAACUCUAUGGUGGAGAGAGCUACGAGCGACUUGCUGAUCGGGCCUGAUUGGGCUAGGAAUAUCGAGAUCUGCGACAUGCUUAAUCACAACCCUGGGCAAGCAAAAGAUGUUGUGAAAGGCAUAAAAAAGAAGCUUGGAAGUAAAAAUCCUAAAGUUCAACUUCUUGCUCUAACUCUACUAGAAACUAUUGUAAAAAAUUGCGGGGACAUUGUCCAUAUGCAUGUUGCGGAGAGAGAUAUUCUUCACGAGAUGGUCAAAAUAGUCAAGAAAAGGCCCGAUUUUUAUGUCAAAGAGAAGAUAUUAACUCUGAUUGACACUUGGCAAGAAGCUUUUGGAGGAGCAAGGGCAAGAUAUCCACAAUAUUAUGUUGCAUACCAAGAGUUGUUGCGUGCCGGGGCAGUAUUUCCCCCAAGAUCUGAGAGUUCUGCACCUGUACUUACUCCUCCUCAAACACAACCUUUGUCUUCUUAUCCCCAAAAUAUUCGCAAUUCUGAUCGGCACGAGAUGGCUGAGUCUUCUGCGGUGCCUGAGUUCCCAACCCUCAGUUUGACAGAAAUUCAGAAUGCGCGGGGUAAUAUGGAUGUCCUUUCAGAAAUGCUAAAUGCAUUAGACCCUGGAAACAAGGAGGGACUUGGGCAGGAGGUGAUUGUUGACCUAGUGGAGCAGUGCCGUACCUACAAACAAAGAGUUGUACACCUCGUUAAUUCAACAUCGGAUGAGUCACUUCUAUGUCAAGGUUUAGCAUUGAAUGAUGAUUUGCAGCGUGUACUAGCAAAGCAUGAAGCAAUAGCUUCAGGGAGUUCUUCUCAAGCAGACAAACCUAAGCCUGAACCUGCAAGAGAACUUGUGAAUGUCAAUGGCCCCCUAGUUGAUACUGGGGAUAGCAGCAAGCAGUCUGAUGGGAGAUCCUCCACUAGCACUGGUGCAAGUUCUCAACCAUUUAAUCAGUUAUUGCUUCCUACUCCUCCAGCAACAAAGGGUUCAACUCCUCCAGCAGCAGUCAAUCCCAAAAUGGACCUGCUUAGUGGUGAUGACUACAAUUCACCGAAGGCUGAUAAUUUACUGGCCCUUGUUCCUUUGGGAGAACCACAACAAACAACUCCUGCAUCACAGCAGAAUGCGCUUGUUCUCUUUGAUAUGUUCUCUGAUAGUAACAACACCUCUGAUUCUGUUAACACCCAGUUUUCGGGUUUAGAUGGACAAACCAAUCCUCGGACUCCUCAAAUUCAGCAGCUGCAGCAGAAUUUUCAUGCGAAUGGAACUGCACCAAACAUGGGAUCACCUCGAUAUCAGCAGUCCUAUCCUCAAGGCACUGGUCCAGCCUGGAAUGGUCAGCUGGUUCGGCAGCAGCCCCCCUCACCUGUUUAUGGUGCCCAGAGCAGUGGCUCACUACCACCACCACCCUGGGAGGCACAGUCAGUGGACUCCAGCCCUGUUGUAGCUGCUCAGUAUCCCAAGUCAAUGGUUACUCAAGUUGUCAUAACACAUGCCCAACCUCAAGGACCUCAACAUAUGGGAAGUGAUCAAGUGAUGGGUAUGUACAUUCAGCCAAUCACAACCGGUCAUUUGUCAGCAAUUAAUAACCAGGCUGUUCAGGGAAACCAGUUUACUGGUUUUCAUCCCCAACCAAUCCUGGGAGCACAGUAUAUGGGCAUGCUUCCACAGCAAAUGCCAGCUGGCCAGAUGGCUUAUAUGUACACUCAACAAAUGUAUGGCAACCAAAUGGGAGCAUAUGGCUAUGGUCAGCAACAGUAUCUUGAUCAGCAAAUGUAUGGGCUAUCCAUCAGAGAUGACAAUAGCCUGAGAAACUCUUCCUACCAGGUUUCCACUUCAUCUUAUGUUCCGCCCAAAAAGCCUUCAAAACCAGAGGAUAAGCUGUUUGGAGACCUUGUUGACAUGGCAAAAAUUAAAUCAACAAAAACCACUCCUGGAAGAGCGGGUAGCAUGUGAACAUGGAAUUUGUUUUUUUUUUUUUUGCAUAUUUUUAUUUUACAUUUUUUUUGGUGUCUAAAUUGUUUCCUUUUUCUCAUUUCUUUCUUUCCUUAAAUAUUUUUCAAAAUUUUAUUUUAUAUAUAUUUAUAUGCAUACACACACACUUCACCAGUCACUUGACUCAGAUUUUAUGUUGCAUGUUUGGCAUUGGAAUCAUGUACAGUCCCUAUAGAGAAAAUUGAAAGAUCAACUCUUUUGGGUUUUGGUUGAUUUUUUGAGAUUUGGUUUUCAUUUUUUUGCUCAAGACAUACGGGAAUCUUAUUUCUGUUUGUAAUAGAAUGAAUAUGUCGAAUUUCUUUGCAAGUUUUAAGGCUGUUAUGCCUACAUUUUCUGGUAGGCAUUUUGAAUUGUAAGGCUGUUGUAAUACUUUACUUUUUGGAUUUUGCUACUGGCUUAUUGAAUUAGAAGGUGGUGUAGAAUCCUAUUUAAUGGCAGUGGAACAGAUUAUGGAAUUUUGUUUUUGGA